GUGGGGGCAUUUGGGCAAUCGCCGACAUCCUGAGGUUUUGGAACGCACGAAUAUUGUUAGCACGAACUUCUGGCUUUCUAUUACUCAAUUCUCCUUGUUUGAUUGAAUUCUGAUUACUUGCAUACCUUUUCAUACGUGUACGAGCUUAAUUUGAGGGCUUACGAUUUGCUUUACGUGCCAACUUCCCCACACAUACAAGUGCAAUGAGCUUCUUUGGACUAAAAGGGAACAAAACGUUUAAACCCAAGCGGAACAUACCCGAAGGCACAAAACAAUAUCAAUUGAAGAAGUAUGCAGAGGCGACGCUUGGCUCCGGAAAUCUUCGACUCGCCGUUGCUCUUCCAGAGGGUGAAGACUUGAACGAGUGGCUUGCAGUCAACACGGUUGACUUCUUCAACCAAAUUAACAUGCUAUACGGGACAAUCACGGAGUUCUGUACGCCAUCCGAAUGCCCCGUUAUGUCUGCUGGUCCAAAGUACGAAUAUCACUGGUGCGACGGCGUGCAGUUCAAAAAGCCAGUUAAAGUCUCUGCUCCCGAAUAUGUUGAUUACCUGAUGACAUGGGUGCAAGCCCAACUGGACGAUGAAGCCAUAUUCCCUUCGAAAAUUGGUGUACCGUUUCCGAAAAGUUUCCCGUCAAUUGUCAAAAACAUCUUUAAACGACUGUUCCGAGUAUAUGCGCACAUAUAUCAUGCACACUUUCCGAAGAUUGUGGCUUUGGGAGAAGAAGCGCAUCUGAAUACCAGCUUCAAGCAUUUUGUGUUUUUUGUGCAGGAGUUUGCUUUAAUUGAUAAGAAGGAGUUGGCGCCGCUGGAAGAGUUGAUUAAAACGCUGACGAAUGAAAAUAGGGCAGCACCUCCAACAGGCGCGGGAAUCUUGGCUCAGUAGACCUGUCUUACCCUAGUAUUUUGGUAUAAGAGUAUAAUGACAACGAAUAAGGACAAUAAUGGAAAGUGUCUGUAUGGUCAAAAGGAAUACUAGUUCUGCGGUGGUAUUGGGACUUCGCCUCUCACAGUUUCGUUCUUUGGACGAGGAUGAACAGCCAACAGUGG
This is a messenger RNA of Spizellomyces punctatus DAOM BR117, 1051 nucleotides long. RefSeq names its product mps one binder kinase activator-like 1A. Bases 204 to 887 code for a protein of 227 amino acids. Lineage: Eukaryota; Fungi; Chytridiomycota; Chytridiomycetes; Spizellomycetales; Spizellomycetaceae. Gene Ontology annotation, molecular function: protein kinase activator activity. The record is from RefSeq and is a predicted model, not a curated record. The transcript has 2 exons. Gene Ontology annotation, cellular component: nucleus; cytoplasm. Gene Ontology annotation, biological process: signal transduction; cell division; positive regulation of protein phosphorylation.